GGGGGGCGACGAAUGAAAUGUGACCCCUCGCCACUGUGGAGCUCGGAAGCUUGCUGGGCAGAUCGCAUCCAUCCAUCGCGGCUUGCCGACCACAGAAGUUAUUCGCGUGUUGGAGAGGAGGUCCCGGGGGAGCAGCGAGCGAGCGCUUUGUCUGCGCUCGGCGUCGGCUGCGGAUCGCGAGUCCUGUCGACUGGGAUUCGCAGGCUCGGACGACCUGGCUAGAAGGCGGGUCCUUCGAUCGGGACCCCCUUCGUUUCUCGUCCCCUCCCCUCCCCUGCCCUCGGGCCCUCCGGCGCUCAUGGUUCCGAGGCCGGGACGUGAAGAGCGCAGCACAGCACCAUCGCCUCUGCGGCACCUGCCGACGACGAGCGCAGUGAUUCUGGUGCAGACCGAGUGAGCUCUUCCGUCUCCAUUUGGCCACAGGGGAGAGCGAGAUUCGCACUCACUGUUCGUCGGGGAGGCGCGGUUUUGCGUCCACUCCUCAGAAGUUUUUCGUGCUCGCUGCGACUGGGGCUGGAAUCUGAUCUAUAAUCUAAACAUCGGGUGCGGGUGCGGGGGCUCGUGUGGGUGUGGGUGCCAUCGUCUAGCCGGCCGGCCAGCCAGCCAGCCUGCAUCUCGCAUCUUCCUCCUUCGGGCUGUGCUCGGCCUCGAUUUUCCCCUUCCUCUUCCUCAACUUCGUGGCCGCCCCGCACUCCGCCUCUGGUCUGCUCGUCGUCCCGUCGCAGAUUUCACGAUCUCCAGCCGUUUCGCAUGUAGAUCUCUCGUGAUCUACCUUCAGCCUGUGGCCUGGCUGUUGGUAUUACUUGUCCGUAGGUCAUUCCUUCUCUUCUUCUGAGACUCAGGCGCUCGGGCAUUUACUCGAGGACUCGAAUCCAUCGAUCUCAUCGGCGAUCGGCAGGGAGCGAGGUUGGGUAGCAGCAGCAGCAGGAGGAGGUCGAGCAAGCAAGCGAGCAAGCGCCGAGCAGCAGAUGAAGCGCGAGGGCCGAAUGCCCGGCUCGCUCGUGAGGCUGCGCAAGCAGCAGCAGCAGCAACAGGGCGAUGGCGUGAAGGCGCCCACGAAGCCCAGCAGCCACUCGAGAAUGACCGGCAGGUGUGCGGGGAACAAGUCGCGCUGCCUGGUGUGCCCCGUGGGGCAACCGGCGCACAGGGCUGCGGGGAAGGCCAAGGCCGAGCCCAAGGCCGCGGACAACCGGCUGGACGAGUGGCGAGUCUGCUACUCGGCGCCCUCGUCCGAGAGCUCGUCGUUCCAUGGCGACGAGUUCGAGCACUUCAGCGACUACGAGGAGUCGGCGACCGAGGACGAGGACGAGCUCGAGGCCUCGGCCACCAGCUCCGACGAGGCGAGGGAAAAUCUGCAGCGGACCUCGGACAUGGUUCUCCCGAUCCAGAGCUUCCUGCGCACCGUGCGAAGAGUUCGCAGGCUGCCCCCCGUCCGCGAGGUGGCCUCGGAGGAGGACGAGGACGAGGACGACAAGUCCGUGGCUGACAGCGACUCCAGCUGGUCCGAGGUCGAGCGCUGUUGUGCGGAUCUCGAUGACUGGUUCGUCGUGGGUUGACGACGACCGCCACAUGCCCCCGUCGGAGUGAGUAGCGUAGGUCGGAUGUUUGUUGAUUUUGCACGAAUAAGAAACGAGUCGUACCCUCACCAUCGAUCGUCGGACGCGAUGAAGAAGACGGCGGAGAAGAAAUUUCCCACGCAGGAGGAGAAUGCCCCACAGCGCGAGAGUAACGGUGAGAUGCGAUGAAUGAGAACAGGCGAGCUGAGAGGUAGUAGAUUCGAGCCACCAAUUCACUGAUUGCCGGAGCGGCCUCCCUGUGUUUGAUUGACGAUGAGCAGAGCAGAGCAGAAUACAGAUCCCCGGAUCUCAAAGCACAUUAUUUUUCUUUCCCUGAAUUACUUGAUUUCUGUCCACGAGAUUAUACGACUGAAUGAUUCCCACCGGGCGGAGAACAGCAAGAGUACCGACCGAAGCGGAGAAGGUAGAAUUCUCCUCUUCUCAUGUCUUCGCUCCGAUUGCAAACAAUCUAACCGAACUUCAAUCAGGAGGCAUUCGUCCAGGAGCGCCAGGUCUUUGAGAAUAGGUAGACAUUCUUCAAAGCCGGGGGUGAAAAUGAGUAACCACAGACGCCGGCAGACAAGACAGUCUUGGAUUAGUGCCGUGUUUCAGCUUCUGCAGAUUUGGAAAAUUGCAUCGUGGAGGACAGAAUUGUUCAGAAGAAAUUGAACCGAACACGAGGGAGGGAGCGAGGUGGAGGCCGACAAUGUUGACGAGGUUGAAUAGGACAGGACAGGGUCGGGCAGGGCACGAUCAACACGGAGCGGGACGGAUGAUGGAUGUAAGGGGUUUAAUUUUGGUUGAUCUCAUUUUGUCUCUGGGAGUGAGGAUUGUACAUCAGAUGAGGAGGAUUCCAGGCCUCUAAUUUUCCAGUUUCUGCGGAGUGCUUCAAGAAAACCGAUCCAGGCAUGGAUUUUUCUAUACGAGAGAGUGAGUGAGUGAGAGGUUGUGAGUAGCUUCCGGUAGCGGCUUGUGCAGCGAAACUAUGAGAGUAUGAUAUAAUCCUCGUCGAGAAGCCAAUUUUUUGGAGGAUGAUUACAGAUGAGUAUAGAGAGAAGGUGGUCACAGAGCUUUGGGAGUCGUAGAUGCACGACCAUCGUUCUCGAGGAUGUUGAUUAGUAGGUGAUCGUAGGUUGUACGUAGCUUCUUCAUUGCAGAGGAUAGAAGUUUUACCCGGGGCGGUUAGAGGUAGCGACUACUCUUCCAGUUAGAUCCAGUUGGCCCACUUCUUCAUCAUUUUGUUGAAAGAGAGCUACCCGAUUCGUGCAUCGAGAGAACAGCACUCAGGAAAGGUAUUCCGUGGAAUUUCAAGAGCGUCCAGCUCCCAAAAUUUCUCAUGUAUGCAUGCAUAUGUCACCCUCUGUUCCAACAGGGGACCUCAAAAUCAAAACUACCUAUUUUGUAC
Messenger RNA from Marchantia polymorpha subsp. ruderalis, 2961 nucleotides. Lineage: Eukaryota; Viridiplantae; Streptophyta; Marchantiopsida; Marchantiales; Marchantiaceae. The record is from the annotation of a GenBank genome assembly.